UGGAAGCUGGCCUGCGUGUGAAAACCGAGCCGCCGAGGCGGGUGUGUUCCUAACGGCCCUCCGUCGGUCGGGCUCAGCCUCUGGGGACUGAGUGUGCGGCGGCUGCGGGGGGACGCCAACGACCCAGCACCCAAGCCCGGCAUGUGUUAGGAGGCGGGGUUGGCGGAGGGACUCGUGGCGUCUGCCGGGGCCGGCGCCGGCGCGUGCGUGUGCGCGUGCGCGUGGGGGCGCGGCGCGCGCCACGGCGGAGGGAAAGCGGCGGCAGGCCCAGACCCCGGUCGCACGCCGGAGCGGCUCCUUUGCUAACCUGGGACUGCUGCGCUCCCGCCACCGCCACCGCCACCGCCACCGCCACCUCCAAGCGCUGGCGUGACUCCCAGCCCGCGCCCCGCCCUCCCGCGUCCGCAGCCGGCUCGGCUUCCUGCCCGCCCAGACGCCGCUCCUCCCGAGCUCCGGGUCUCGGUUCCGCGGAGGGAGAGGAAAUGAGUGCGGCCGCGGCGCCGGCGCCCGAGCGCGGUUGGAAGAGCGAGAAAGUGGACGAGGCUCAGGCCCUGGCGCGGAGUUGCGCCGCCCGCAGACCCGACUUCCAGCCGUGCGACGGGCUCUCAAUCUGUGCCACGCACAGCCACGGCAAGUGCUUCAAGCUGCACUGGUGCUGUCACCUCGGAUGGUGUCACUGCAAAUACGUGUAUCAACCGAUGACCCCUGUGGAACAGCUUCCAAGCACUGAGAUUCCCGCGAAGCCUCGGGAACCCACAAACACCAUUCAGAUCUCAGUCUCCCUCACUGAACACUUUUUGAAAUUCGCAUCUGUCUUCCAGCCUCCCCUCCCCCCUGAUUCACCAAGGUACUGUAUGAUCUCAGACCUCUUUAUUGACAACUAUCAGGUUAAAUGUAUUAAUGGGAAGAUGUGUUAUGUGCAGAAGCAGCCGGCGCCACAUUCCCACAAAAUUAGCCCCGAGGAGGUCUCUGCACACGAUGCCUUAAUAUCAAAAGAGAGCAGUACGCCAAAAACAGAUCACUGCUCUUCUCCCUCAAGUUCUGAGGACUCUGGGAUCAAUGCAAUCGGGGCUCACUAUGUGGAGUCGUGUGAUGAGGACACAGAAGAAGGAGCAGAACUGAGUUCAGAGGAAGAUUACAGUCCAGAGAGCAGCUGGGAGCCAGACGAGUGCACCCUUCUCUCCCCAUCGCAGUCUGAUCUGGAAGUGAUCGAAACAAUAGAAACCACCGUGUGAGGGUCCAGGCAGGAAGCCACGUCCUCUGAUCCAUGCUGAGCUUUUGUACUUUUGUCUGAUGGAUGCUUUUUCCAAUGCAGUCGAUGUUUUCUACCCCUCUCUAACAACCAUACCAGUUCAGUGGUCUGCUGAUUUAGCUUCACUUUUAAAUUAGUCUUAUAAUUAAGACAUUUUUUUCUUAUAAAUGGUUUUCUUUUGUAUCUUGACUUCCUUUUUAUGUAGCAUCUGGUGUCAUGAAUUGUGACCCAGCCUUAAUUUCACUGGGAACUUUGAAAGCAAUGAUGUGAUGAAGUGAUGAUCACAGAGCAUCAUGGAUCAGGUUGAGGAGCUACCCAGAGUGAAGGAGACACUGUUUUAUAAAUAGCCAGUGCUUCGCAGAACAACUCUUUGUCGUUCCUUUUGGCGUGCUGAUGAGCACCCCUACCCUGCUCGUCCCGUGUGGAAAGUGGUUCACGUGACUCCUCAAGGUGUGCACUGAUUGAUGCCAUUCUGUCCCUUUCCCCGUCUCCCCACCGCCUGCACUGGGGCUGGGCCAGUGCUGCCCUGGCUUACUUCUGGGAGGUUACUGGAGACCAGCUCAGUCCCUAGUUAUGGCCAGUGUCUGCACAUCCCUCCGUUACCUGGGGCUGAGCUAGACCUCACUUCAGAAGAGAUUCCACCUUCUGUUUCAGGCUCAGUCCAGCUUUAGCUGAGUGCCUACGCUCUUCAGGGAUACAGAGUGAACAAGGCCUGACUCCCGGCAGGAAGGGACCACAGUCCAGUAGGCGAGGUAACACAUGCAGGUGAUGGGACCCAGAGUGCCCUGGGAACCCCAGGGAGGGAGAGAUGUACUUGGCCUGGGCUAGCUGGGGAUGUUGUACCAUUUGAACUGGCCUCUUGGGUGGGUUCCCCAACAUAUCCCUGCUUUUUAAAAUUGUUCUUCAAAUCUGGGGGAAACUUUUAGGAAUUAUAUAGGUAUUAUAUUUAGGAGGCAGCCACAUCUGAUGUCUUACGAAAAAAAGUCAGUCAUAGUUUUAGUUAGCAUGGAAGUGCUAAAGACAGCAGUCCUUUAGGGAUUAGGAAUGAAUCUAAUAGGUUUGAUUAAUUCUGCUUCAUUUGGUUGUAUGAAGCAUUAGGAUGGCUUAGGUAAGAACUGGAUUAGAAUUCAGUAUGAUGCAUGGAUUUUUUAUGCCAAUGCAAAAACAGUUGAAAUAGUUCUCUAAGUCAGGAGAAAAUAUUUUGUGUAAUAUUCAUUCACUUUACAACAGUAAUAUUCAUGGGCUGUUGUAAAUAUUCUCUUUUCCUGCACACAUAAAAUAGUAAAUGAUUCUUAUUUAGCUCUCUUCAGAAUUCUGCUCCUAAUCUCCAUUUGUAACUGGUGUUCUCGUGUGAGUCGGUUACCUGCUGUUUCUCCAAAUAUACCGUCUGUGAGGCAUAGUUAAGAAUCCAGGAAAUUUAAAAUAUGGCCCACAUGAAACCAGAACUGUCAAAGUUGGAGCUAGAGAAAUACUUCCUACACCCUGACUAUCCAUGAGUGCGCUCUCAUGGCAUCAUCUCAUGACAUAUCUUCUGUGUCACGUUAGUUUGUAUUUUAAGAAAUAAGAAGAGGCCUGUUGUGUCCUUCCCUGAAGCUUCCACUUGGCAUCUUUCACAAAUCACUCCAGGCAGAACCUGCUUUCCUAGUUGUAUGUGUAGUUCAUGUGACUGGCUAGAAGAGUUUGUUAGCUUUAGGUGCCCCAAGCAGCCAUAGGGUUUAGAAAGCAGAGUGUGCGUAUUCCUUUGAAAGCAGUGUGUGUUUACACUUUCUGUGCUAGAUGAGAAUGCAGCCAGCAUAAAGUUCCCACUUAAUGAAACGUAAAGACUCAACAAGUCAAACCAAGAAGGUGGUGAUCAGAGCUCCAGGUACAGCGGGGCCCAGGAGAGGGUGGCGGAGGAGGGUGUACGGAGAGGGGCUUAGGGACAGACAGCUGAGGAGCCCUGCCUUGGGCUCUCAGCACCGCCCAGGAUUGAGUGGCCAGCUGCAGCCAGGGUGACGCCAGGGUCCUGUCUUCACCUAACUCUGGGUGAGCUUGUUGCAACCCCGGGUGGGAACACGAGGCUCUCUUUCUCUGCACCAUUCCUAUCGGUUCUCUCCUCCAUCCGUUAAUCUAAUUGGAGUCAACCACCAGGUCUCCAGAGCCAUGGGAAUCCAUGGGCACAGGGCCACGUUUCUGAGGCUGGCUGUGUCAGGGUUGGGCACUUUAUAUGAUAAUAUCUAUGACUUUUGCCUAUGUUCCUGUUUAAACUCCUGAACUGCCAUUCAGAUUAGCCAUGAUUUUAAUGGAAUUUUUGGAUUUAAGACUAGUUGAUAAUCACUUUAAAUGUUUGCACAAACUCUUUAUAAUUAAAAACUAAGAUUCACUUCUAUCUAUUUUAUAGAACUGGAGAUGUUCCACUGGAUUCUAAAUAUCAGAUGAUCCUGGAUCUCAAAGUAGCCUUUUCUAAAUAAGCACAAACAAGAAUUCUUUUUUUUGUCCUAGCACUCUUAAUAAUUAUCUGAAAAUCAUAUAUGAUUGAACCAGAAUUGUUUCUCUAAUGCUUGCAUUCCAAAAACAACUGAAAAGGAUAUACAAAUACGUAGUUUCAGCUUAAAUUCUAGGCCUAUUCUGUUCUGUAUUAUAUGAAAGAAUUUCUCUGUAAUCCUGAUACUGUAUUGCUCAUUUGUAUAAGCAUAUUUAUAGGCACUUUUAGAAAAUGUUUAGACUGCAAUAGUGUACUAUAGACAUAGAACAAACACAGUCAUGUUAAAUAGGUUUUUGAUUAAUACUUGUACAUUGAGAGAUAUGAAAGCUUUAUCAUUUGGACCUUUGCUCACUUGGGGAAAAGAGUUGGGCUGUGUGGGUGGAAAAACUGCUUUCUUGGGCUUUUAUCAAAAACUGGCACCAUUCCCACUUUUUGAAGGUUGGUGUGAAAGCUGUUAGGUAGAACAUACAAAGUAAGUGCUGUGUGGAAUUUAGCUUUCUUAUCUAACCAAGAUUUCUUUUAGAAUUUUCAAGUUUCACACGUGUUCAUGACUUUUCUGAGAAAUGACAAAGCAAUUAAAAUGCUUUUGUCAUUAUAACUGUUUGGUACAUUAACAAUUGAAGCUUUACAAUCAAACCUAGGUAUUUUCAAGAUUUGAAAUGCAAAUUUGAGGAAAACCCUGAAGAAAAACAGAUGCUUUCCUGGAAGGGGAAGACCUGUAGUUCAAGGUAAUACAGUACAAAAUGAAACAGAAAAUAAAAUCACCAAAACCAGAACAAAACCAUGAAGUUGUUUUUCUGAGGUACUUUUUGGAUUUGAUCUAGGAUUUGAUUUUAUCUUGGGAGUGGUGGUUUUAUUUCUUAAUCUCUACUUCCUGGCCUAUUUGAAACAUCAAAGUUCUUUUGGGGCGAUCAUAAACUCCUUUUAUGCAAAUUUCUCUACUUGGGCAAUAGGAUGCAACCAGGUAAUUUAGAAAGCUGUCAAAAUAUCCAGAUACAAAAAAAAAAAAAAACUCCCGAUACUUUUGGUGGUAUAAAUACUUCUAGGCAAGAAAAAAAAAAGCACAAGUUAAAAUAAUAUUUAUACAGUCAACACUUGAUUAUUCCAUCUUGUUUGCAAAAUUUUGUUGACAUGUUUUGGAUUUUUACAUGAGGAAAACAAAGUUUCUGUGAGUUUUCUUUCCUACUCCCCUCUCCAGAGGAGGUGUGAGCACAUUAAGGAGGCCAGUUGUAUUUUGGGCUUUUCUGUCAUGUGUGACUGUGUCUCUUCCCGCUGAGGUGGGGAGAAAGAAGUGGGCGUUUCCGCACUUGAUCAGUGCUGUCAAUUCCAGGGAUGUCAGUGCUUCUCACAUCCAAACAUAAGUACAGGGGCACUUCUCAAAACUAAGUUUGGAAUUAUUUAUCUUCAGAAAAUUUCUUAUGUCACUGCUCCCUUUUGUUGUCAUGGAUAAUUGAGAGUUGACUGUAUUGGGAAAGGGCUGCGUUUCUGUUUGUGCUUUGAGUUCUUUCUAUUAAGGCUGAAGCAGUUCUCUCUUAAUAGUCUGAACAAGUCUGAAAGCAAAUCAUCAGUAGCAGUUUUAAUGCUGAGCUUCCAUAUCAUCGUGUUCAUGUGUACUUUUAAGGCUGUUUGCACCUUGUAAUACUCACUGUGUGAUUUUUUAAAACCUGUCUGUUUUAAAGUUUUAAGCACAAUGUUGAUCCGUCUGUAAUUUCCUAAAAUUAUAUUCUGUUUUCCUACAAACAGCUCAACUUUCCUCUCUGUAUAAUACUUUAGGAAAAUACUACCUUGUAAAAUAAAUGUGAUUUUUUUCUUUUUUA
This is a messenger RNA of Balaenoptera musculus (blue whale), 5533 nucleotides long. It is a transcript of the gene C4H3orf70, whose product is annotated as chromosome 4 C3orf70 homolog. Lineage: Eukaryota; Metazoa; Chordata; Mammalia; Artiodactyla; Balaenopteridae. The record is from RefSeq and is a predicted model, not a curated record. The transcript has 2 exons. Bases 483 to 1235 code for a protein of 250 amino acids.